This is a messenger RNA of Stylophora pistillata, 513 nucleotides long. RefSeq lists its product as uncharacterized. The record is from RefSeq and is a predicted model, not a curated record. Lineage: Eukaryota; Metazoa; Cnidaria; Anthozoa; Scleractinia; Pocilloporidae.
AUGGAAGACAGUACUGAAAAAGGCUGUUCGAACUUGGUAAAAGCUGAAGAGAUUCAAAACCUUGUCAUCGACCAGAAUGACAUUUUCGUAUCCUUUGACGUCACGUCACUAUUCACUAAUGUACCGCUUCAAGAAACUAUCGGAACCAUCGCUGAGAAGGCGUUUGUUGACAACUGGUUCAAUGUUACACACAACCUUAACAUUACAAAACCUGACCCAGUUCGACUUCUAGAGGUUGCAACUAUAAAUCAACUAUUCCAGUUUGAUGGCAAGCUUUACGAACAGAUCGACAGCGUGGCAAUGGGUUUCCCUUUGGGUCCACUCGUGGCAAACGCCUUUCUCUGUUCUAUCGAAGAGAAGCUAGAACAAGACAACAAGCUCCCUGAAUUUUAUAGAAGGUACGUGAAUGACACAUUUACUACAAUGAAAAAUGUACCAGCAGCACAAGAUUUCUUAUCAACGCUUAAUAGCUGUCAUCCAUCCAUAAAUUUCACCAUGGAACUAGCAUUUUAA